UCCAGAUCCCAAAGACUUCAAUUUGCAAAGCUGAGAGCGCCAUUUGCAUCCCAGGCCCAGCUAUCUCUCCAUCUCUACUGCUUCGGCUUCCUCCUCCUGCUUACUGCACCAAGGUUUUGAUUAUCAUGGUUUCUAUUUCUUCAAUGAAUAAUGCUUGUUGGAUGAAUUCAAGUGCACAUGCAUCACCAUCGUCUUCCCUUGAUCAUCCUAAGCAAAUGCAUUUUCAAACAUUGAAAUUUAAGUGGCUGGGAACACAUAAUACUAAUAGAAAGAAAAGAUAUUCUGCUUGUGGAAUUGUUGCUGAAAAGUUGGAUAUUGAUUUUUCUGAUCCGGAUUGGAAAAAUAAGUAUCAGAAGGAUUUUGAGUCCAAAUUUAAUUUGCCUCACUUGAAAGAUGUCUUGGAUGUGAAGCCGAGGCCAACUACGUUUUCCCUGAUGCAGAGGGAACAUGCAGGUUGGCCUAGGGACGAAAAUGUUGUUGAUUGUGCUGAAGGACAGAAAGAACGGAAAAAUGAUUAUGUUAACAAUGAUGAUAGGACGCUGUUAAAGGUGAUCAAAUAUGCUUCGCCCACUUCAGCAGGUGCUGAAUGCAUUGAUCCUAAUUGCACAUGGGUGGAGCAAUGGGUACAUCGUGCUGGUCCACGUAAGGAGAUAUACUUUGAUCCUAGGAAGGUGAAAGCAGCAAUUGUAACAUGUGGAGGACUGUGUCCUGGUCUUAAUGAUGUCAUUAGACAGAUUUUUUUCACUUUGGAAAGAUAUGGUGUUCAGAAGGUAUUUGGUGUUAGAUAUGGCUUCCGUGGAUUUUUUGAUCCAGAUUUACCUAUGAAGAAGCUUUCUUGUGAGCAUGUCCAAGACAUCAAUCUUGAAGGCGGAAGUCUUUUGGGAGUCUCUCGUGGAGGGGCCAAUAUGAGUGACAUUGUUGAUAAUAUAGAGGCAAAGGAGAUUGACAUGGUUUUCAUCCUUGGUGGCAAUGGUACACAUGCGGGAGCCAAUGCUAUUCAUAAUGAGUGCCGCAAGCGAAAGUUAAAGGUAUCGGUUGUCUGUGUACCAAAAACCAUUGAUAAUGACAUACUUUUGAUGGACAAAACAUUUGGUUUUGAUACCGCCGUGGAAGAAGCACAGAGAGCUAUCAAUUCUGCAUACAUUGAGGCACACAGUGCAUACCAUGGAAUUGGCCUUGUGAAACUGAUGGGAAGAAGUAGUGGUUUCAUAGCCAUGCAUGCAUCACUUGCAAGUGGUCAGGUUGAUGUUUGCCUAAUUCCUGAGGUACCCUUUAUUUUAGAUGGGCCCAAUGGUGUUCUCUCACACUUGGAGCAUCUUAUUCGGGCAAAAGGGGCAGCAGUAGUGUGUGUGGCUGAAGGUGCAGGACAGGAACUGUUGGCUGCAACUGAUCUGAAAGACGCAUCUGGAAAUGCUAUUCUUGGAGAUAUUGGAGUAUAUUUUAAGAAUCAGAUAAAAACUUAUUUCAAUGAGAGGGGUAUUCAUGCUGAUGUCAAAUACAUUGAUCCCACCUACAUGGUCCGUUCAGUACGUGCAAAUGCUUCUGAUGCCAUAUUGUGCACUGUUCUUGGCCAAAAUGCUGUUCAUGGUGCCUUUGCUGGGUUUAGCGGAAUUACAAUGGGAAUAUGUAACACUCAUUAUGUUUACCUUCCCAUUACAGAAGUGAUCCAUGCUCCUAGAACUGUGAAUCCUAAUAGCCGAAUGUGGCAUCGAUGCCUCACCUCCACUGGUCAACCUGACUUCUCGCCCAGGAGUUGUUGAUCAUACGAUAUUUAUUGAUUAAAUUAUAGUUGAUUUUGAAGAGCUCUAUAUGUUCGUUAAUGGAAUAGAAAUAAACCACGACACUGUAGUUGCUUAAAUUUCUUGGUACUCUUCCGUUUUUAAUUCUUUCUUUUCUUUUCUCUUUUCUUUAGAUGGAGAAGACUGGCAAUAGUCCAUUUGAAUAGGUAACUACAUUGAUUUUUUUGAGGUUGUUCUGCUAGGUUUGGAAGAAUAAUCUCUUUUGAUUAAGCCUGCAGUAACUGCACUCUACAUGUACAACUAUUAAGAUUUUUUUCAAUGAUUAUUUAAAUUACAGGGAUCUUUGUAAAUUCAAGUUGCAUGAAUGAUGUAUUAAAUCUAUAUUGCACGUAAUCGGGUGAAUUUAGGAGCAACAAUUACAAUAGAAGAAGCAUAGAAGCAUCCAUGUGGACGACUAUUUGAACUGAUAUAUUCUUUCAUGAAGUCGACUCUAAUCUUUUCGGAUUAAGGCUAAUUGUUGUAUAUAUGGCGAUGGUUGUAACCUAUGUAAUAUGCUUAAAACCAUCUAACUUGGGAGAGCUUUUGUAAUAAUUCAUUUAACUUAUGAACUGUUAAGUAUA
Molecule: messenger RNA, 2359 nt
Organism: Amaranthus tricolor (Joseph's coat)
Lineage: Eukaryota; Viridiplantae; Streptophyta; Magnoliopsida; Caryophyllales; Amaranthaceae
Product: ATP-dependent 6-phosphofructokinase 5, chloroplastic-like
Exons: 14
Coding region: 126-1760 (544 amino acids)
Biological process (GO): fructose 6-phosphate metabolic process; glycolytic process
Cellular component (GO): cytoplasm
Molecular function (GO): ATP binding; 6-phosphofructokinase activity
Source: RefSeq, a predicted model, not a curated record